AUGAAAAAUAAAUUCCCACGAAAGAACAUUGACUUUGGAGACAAUUCUACAACUGUUGCAAAAUUUUCCAUUGCUGUGGAGAACUCCAAUGCCUUGAUCAAUGAGGCAAUUGCUGAUAAACUUGAUGUUAAUCAGCUAAUUUCCUCUUCUUCUUCAUCCACAAAAAAAUCUUUCAAUAUUGCAGACUUGGGCUGUUCUGUUGGCCCUAACACAUUCAUUGCAGUACAUUACAUUAUAGAAUCUGUAAAACUCAAAUGCCAAUCCUAUUGCCUCGAUUCAGAACUCGAAUUUCAAGUGUUCUUCAACGACCAUGCCUCCAAUGAUUUCAAUACACUUUUCAAGUUUUUGCCUUACGAUAGGCAAUACUUUGCAACCGGUGUACCAGGCUCCUUUCACGCCCGUUUAUUCCCUGAGGCAUCGCUCCAUUUCGUUCACUCCUACUCACUCCAAUGGCUUUUCAAGAUUCCGAAAGAGUUACUUGACCAGCAAUCACUGGCGUGGAAUAAGGGGGAGGAUAUACUGGCACAUGAGCUUGCCUUUGGAGGUCUCAUGGCACUUAUUAUCCCUUGCUAUCCAGAAGGGACCCCUCCUUCCGAGUGUCCUUUAUUUGCAAUUAUAGAUCUUUUGGGAGCCACCCUCAUGGAGAUGGCAAGCAUGGUAGUUUUGAUUAAGAGGAAUGGGUAUUUUGAUAUUGAGAAAGUGGAAGCUUUGGUUCGCAGACGAAUGAAAGGACCAGCUCCAUUGAAUCAUUUAAGAGCUGCAUGGGAAGGGCUAAUCAUAGAACACUUUGGAAGGGAGAUCAUCGAUCAAUUAUUUGAUCUGUUCAAAAAUAAAGUAGCAGAAUCACCCAUCAUUUCACAGCCCAGUGGCAAGAAUGUUGAAGAUCUGUUCAUCCUUUUGAAACGGAAACUGGCUUGA
Ilex paraguariensis (yerba mate) is the source of this 918-nucleotide messenger RNA. The record is from the annotation of a GenBank genome assembly. Lineage: Eukaryota; Viridiplantae; Streptophyta; Magnoliopsida; Aquifoliales; Aquifoliaceae.